AUGGAUUCGCCGCCGAAGCGGAUGACGCGGGCCCGAGCAGCGGCCAAGGCCAAUGCAUCGACCGUGAAGACGACCAAGAUCGUCACUGCAGCGGCCAGGGCCAAGACCGCUGGCUCCUCUACAGCUGCAUCGUCCGCAGCGAGCACCGCGACUAAGAGAAAGACGCGCGCGGAUGAACACGACGACUGCCACGAGGGUGAGGCCCGCGCACGCCGCCUACGAGGCCGUCCUAGCCGGGCUUCAGGCAUCGUCGAUGCACCUGCCUCUUCUCUGCGCGCCGAACCUAUGAGGCCGACACGUACUACCCGCACAGUCAAGAAAACGCCCGCCGAACCGCUCAAGGAGGAGCCGAGCAAGCCUGCGCGCGGCCGUCCCAGGAGGAACACAGCCACGUCGACGGGCCAGCCCUCGAUGAGGAGAGCAUCCGCUGCUACACGUUCACGUGCCAGCACAGUGAGAAAAACCGCACCAGUCGCCCAGAAGAGUGUCAAAUUUGACGAGCCGGACAAGGAAAACAUGAGAGUGACCACCAGAAAGGACUCGGAUCCCAACGGCUUGCACGCCGCCCCGCCCCGGCGACCCCCAACUCCAGCCAGCAAGGGCGCCAGAAACGCUGCCGCGCUCGAAAAGAAGCCUCUGAGCCCGAGAAAGGUCACGCAGAUCCCGGUCCUGCGCAAGGACGACGAACUGGCCGGCGACGGGAGCCCUUGUAGGAAUGGGGCAAUCGAGCAAGUCGAUCUGACUCCUAUAAAGAGGAUUGUUGAGCUACCCGUGCUCGAAAAAGACUCGGACUCUACAAUUACCGUUAAUACCGCCAUUCUCGGCGCGCCAGAGGGUGCGACUAUCGGAUUCGGCUCGCCUCCGCGUCGACCACCAACAUCGCCCAACAAAGGCACACUCAAGUCACCGGCGAAAAAGAUGGGAGCGGUUCCUGUCCCAGGCUCGCCUACAAAAUCGAAUGCCUUCUCAAUUGAGAAUGACACAAAGACGGGAAAUCUGUCAUCAAAAAACACAUUAUUUCAAACACCAGCAAAGCGGCCGCCGUCGCCAAUCAAGAGCAUGGCUUUUCCCCCGACAAGUAAGCCACCGAGUAGCCAGAGCGCCUUCAAGGCCUCCCUGUUCCAGUCUCCUGCAAAGCGAGCGCCUUUGUAUCUCCAGCCCGUGGUUGAGAGGCCAGCUGCCGCCGCCAUUUGCGAGACGCCUGCGAUGAAGCCCAUUGCUGCAUCCACGUCAAUGCGCAUCGACUCUCGUCGCCCUUCAGAGAAGCUUACUUGCGAAGAAGAAUCACAUCAAGGCUUUCCGGAGGAGCCCAUCGAGGAAAUCCAAGAGAAUUCCGUAAUGACAUCCCGCUUCAACGGCCGACUAUCAGACGUUGUGCCGCGUGACGACGAGGAUGAGAAGAUUGAUACGGAUGACUCAGUUGAACUCGUGCAUACAUUUUCCUUUUACGAGCAGGUUGAUGGUGUUGUCCCCCCAAGGUUCGACCUGACCCCCGUUGGCCAGUCCUCAGGUUCUGUGGAUAGCUCAUUCGAAAACCCGGGGCCUGGUACCACUGGGCAGCCAGUAGCGGUACCACAAGGUCCUAACUUUCAGCUUCGAGCCAAAGAUACGGACCCUUGUCACGAACAGACAACAAUGUCUGAUUCUGAUUCUGAGGUGGACCUCGACGAGGAUCCGUCUACUUUCACACCGAGCUUCAAUAAGAACCGGCGAUCUACCAUGGGCCUCACGAGUCUGGCCCAGACGCUUGGCACUUGGCCCUCGGAAAGCCUUGCUCCAGCAAGCGAGGCCGAACAGCCAGCUUCUGGUCUUCCUCGUGCUUCGACGAUUGUACCGGUCGCUGAGCCGUCACCUAUGAAGACGAGCUUCUUUGAGGAGCAAAUUCAGACCCAAGAGGUCGAUACCCAUGACGGUUGUGAGAUUACAGAUGGUGAAAUUUCUGACCCAUCAUUUGAUGAGGAUAUAGGAGUAACCGAUGAAGACCUUGCCCUCGCACAGGAAGCUGAGGACCUGUCGCAAUUACACGAGAGCCCUUGUGCUGAGCGGAGUGUCGCCAAGUCAUUUUCCGACUCCCUGUCCGAAGCCAGCCAGGAGUAUGGCGAUGAGAAUGACCUUCCUGUUGACCCAGCACUCAAUGGCCCGCGCAUGUGGCCGCCGACAACACCGGCACGGCCCGCCAUGAGAAAUUGCUCGACGACUACCAAGGUUCCCCUGAAACCGGCCGACGAGUCGAGCCCUACCAAGUCACGCCGCUUCAGCGCCUCACGUAUCCCUAACAAUGGCACCGGAAGCUUGCCAAAGAGCGCUACUGUGAUCUCUUACUCUCCCGAGAAGACGCAGGGCUCCCACACCUUUGACAUGGAUGACGAACCGGCCACACCAGCUAGCAAGUGCGACAUGUGGUCGAACAUGGGAUCGCCUGCUCGCACUCCCCGACGCAACACCGAUUCGGGUCUCCUCCGUGGUGCUGUCGUAUUCGUUGACGUUCACACCAGUGAAGGUGCCGAUGCCAGCCUGAUUUUCGUUGACCUGCUAACGCAGAUGGGGGCCAAGUGUGUCAAGUCUUGGAGCUGGAACCCGGACAGCGCCUCAAAUUCUGAGUCAUCUUGCAAUCGAAUUGGCAUCACCCACGUCGUCUUCAAGGAUGGUGGCAAGAGAACGAUGGAGAAGGUCAGAAGGUCAAAUGGUGUUGUGCAGUGCGUCGGCGUUAGCUGGGUUCUCGACUGCGAAAAGGAGAAUGAGUGGCUUGACGAGAACCCAUACCUCAUUGACACGGCCUUUGUGCCCCGCGGUGGUGCUCGCCGCAGAAAGAGUAUGGAGCCCAAGGCCCUGGCUAACAAGAACGGUACUCUGGUCAGCACACCUGCGAAGCAGACUAGCUCCUACAAUCGUCGCCAGAGCGGCAUCUGGAUACAGACACCGCCUGAUCAGACUGCGGGCGAGGAACAGGGAGACGACAUUGAGUGGUCCGAGUUUAUCCUUACCCCAGUGCCAAAGACGCCUGCUCCGGAGACAAUCUCUAGAUAUGCGACCGAGGGGCCCGAAACACCCUCGCAAGGCGAAGAAGACAGCCACAUGUCACUCUCGCGGGAGGAGGUGCUUAUGAGGACAUGUCCACCAAAGUCGAGCGGCAACGGCAUCUACGAUCAAUUGGGCGAGGGUGUAUUGAGCCCGCACAAGGAUGACAGGGUGCUCAUGCGCCUGAUGGCGGCUCGUCGUAAGAGCAUGCAGUUUGCCCCUAAGAUUGCUAGCCCGCUCUCCAAGUCUUGGUACUAG
This is a messenger RNA of Beauveria bassiana ARSEF 2860, 3276 nucleotides long. RefSeq names its product signal transducer. The transcript has a single exon. Gene Ontology annotation, biological process: mitotic cell cycle. Lineage: Eukaryota; Fungi; Ascomycota; Sordariomycetes; Hypocreales; Cordycipitaceae. The record is from RefSeq and is a predicted model, not a curated record. The coding region runs from base 1 to 3276 and encodes 1091 amino acids.